Anarrhichthys ocellatus (wolf-eel) is the source of this 2109-nucleotide messenger RNA. It is a transcript of the gene serinc5, whose product is annotated as serine incorporator 5. Bases 93 to 1472 code for a protein of 459 amino acids. NCBI's taxonomy places the organism in Eukaryota, Metazoa, Chordata, Actinopteri, Perciformes, Anarhichadidae. The record is from RefSeq and is a predicted model, not a curated record. The transcript has 12 exons. Gene Ontology annotation, cellular component: membrane.
AUGGUGGUGGUUUCAUAAGGAGGAAGAAAGCGACUGAAGCAGCGAGCUCCUCACACUCUUCAACGGAUUUUAUUUAUUGUCUCCCCGCAAAAAUGUGUACGCCGUGUUGUGUCUCGCAGCUGGCCUGCUGCUGCGGAUCAGCGGCCUGCUCGUGCUGCUGUGGCAGCUGCCCCCAGAUCAAGCAGUCCACAGGGACCCGAAUCAUGUACGCCCUCUACUUCGUGCUGGUCACCGUCGUCUGUGUCAUCAUGAUGUCCCCCACUGUGGAGGAGCAGUUGAAAAAAAAUAUCCCCUUCUACAAUGAGUUGUGUGAGAGGAUUAAUGCAGGGGAGAACUGCAGAACUCUGGUUGGCUACUCUGCUGUCUACAAGGUGUGCUUCGGCAUGUCCUGCUUCUUCUUACUGUUCGCUUUCUUCACCAUACGCAUCAACAACAGCACAGGCUGGAGGGCGGUCGUGCAUAACGGGUUCUGGUUGCCGAAGUUUAUUGUGCUGGUGGGAUGCUGCGCUGGAGCCUUCUUCAUCCCGGAAGAGGAAACUUUUCUGGAAGUGUGGCGCUACAUAGGAGCAGGUGGCGGGUUCAUUUUCCUGCUGAUCCAGCUCAAGCUGUUGGUGGAGUUCGCACACAGAUGGAACACAAACUGGAGUUCAGGACUGAAAUAUAAUACUAUGUGGUACGCAGCUUUGGCCUUCGUAACUCUGAUGCUGUUCAGUGGUGCGGUGGCGGCCUUGGUCUUCAUGGGCGUGUUCUACACCGACGCCGAGGCCUGUUUAUAUAACAAGAUCUUCCUGGGCAUCAACGGCAGCCUGUGCCUCAUUAUCUCCCUGUUGGCCAUCUCCCCAUGCGUACAGAAACUGCAGCCCACAUCAGGCCUGCUGCAGCCAGGAGUCAUCAGUCUGUAUGUCAUGUACCUCACCUUCUCAGCCUUCUCCAGCAAACCAAAAGAAACGGUGGAAAGAGAUGGUGUGAACACCACCGUUUGUAUGUUUUCCUUCAACUCUGACACUGAGAGCGACAAGCAGAUUGUGACCGGUUUUGGAACCAUUAUCCUUUUUGGCUGCAUCCUUUACUCUUGCCUGACGUCCACCACCAGGCGAAGCUCUGCAGCGCUCAGAGUGUGUAGGAACAGUGAGCCAGAGAUUGAGAGAGCUCGCUGCUGUUUCUGUUUUGGAGAUGACACAGAUGACGGUGAGGAGAACAACACUCGUGGAGGCCAAAACGUGAUGUAUGAUGAGAGAGAAGGAACCAUCUACAGCUACGCCUACUUCCAUUCUGUCUUCUUCCUGGGAUCCCUGUACGUCAUGAUGACCGUCACCAACUGGUUCCAUUUUGAUGGCCAUAAGAUUGAGAAGCUGUUAGACGGGAGCUGGUCAGUGUUCUGGAUCAAGAUGGUCUCCUGCUGGGUCUGUCUCAUCCUCUACAUGUGGACUCUCUUCGCUCCCAUGGUCUGCCCAAAGCGCUUUGAGGCCUAAGAGCCCCACCACUAAACUGGAGUCGGGCUAGUUGGGACGUGGCCAGGCAGACGCUCUCAAGCUGAGCCAAGGGACAACCACCCCUCCCUCUUACCUUGAAACACAAACCCCACGCUACCCUCAGCGUUGAAAAUGGAGGAUUAUCUGUUGCCUUUUGUUAUAUAUGCUAAUGUUUUACUUUGUUUUACAAUGUUGAUACCUUGAUGGUAAAUGUAUCUUUUACUACCAGUUUACUCAUGGAGUUUUGUAUUGCUUAUAGAUUUGAAAUUACAUAAAGAAUCAUGGGAGUUAAAUUACAUUGUGAAACACGAGUAUCAUCCAGCCCCUAUAGAUUCCUUCAUAAUUUCAGAUUUGAAAGUGUAUUUUGUAAAUAUUACCUGUGUUUUUGUUUUUUUUCUCGCUUUUGCUCUCAGCCAGACAUUUCAGUUCUGUUCAGUUGGACCAUAAAGUUGUAGCAAAGUUUUGGGACAAAUGUAUUUCAGGUUAGAGAUGUUACAAGAGAAAAUGUAUUUAUUUACGUGUGUCUUAAGUAAUCAGAAAUCAUUUUGUGAAGGAAUGUGGUGGGAAUUGAAAUGGAUUUGUCCCUGGCUCUGUUUAAGAACUCAUCUCUCAGGCUCACAUCUAAGCGGUGUAUGUU